GAUCGAUUUAGGCAGAGAUUACUUUUCUGAGGAACUAUGCACGGUAGAUGUUGUUUUUCCGACUCUUCUUUCCAGGAACGAAGACGUAAUGGUGGACAUGAACCUUUCCUGGCUUACCUGCACAGCAUCGAUGUAAGUUGGUUGCACCAUUAUCGUAAUUCGGCUGGCUCCCUUCCUGCGUGCAUGAUAGCUCUGAGACCGUCAGAGAAACUGGGUAUAUAAACUGUUGAUAUUCGCCUUCGUUUCUAUUCACUCAUUAAGCAACAACAUCCUUCUUCAACACUCCAUCAACAACUUUUCAAUAACCGCUCUCCCGGCUAUCCGCUCUCCCAGCUAUCAAAAUGCAGUUCACUACCAUUACCUCCCUCCUCUUCGCCGCCAGUGGCCUUGCUAGUGCUGCAUCCCUCCGUCCUCGCCAGGAGAGCUGUGCCUCCAACACGCAGGGCGACUACACCUGGAGGAUCAGCCGAUUUGUCGGUCGCAAGCCCGAAGCUAGCUACUACAACAUGAUUUCUUUCCAUAUUGCGUCCACCAACCCGGGAUCUUCUCUCGACUACACCUGUACCGCCAGUGCCGACCGCAUGGAGGACAGCGUCUUCUAUUCAUGCGGCACCGGCUUCAAAUUUGCGUUCGUGAAUGAAUACAACGGCUUGGUUUUCAAGUACGGCACCGACAACCCAAUUACGGGCACCGUUGCUCUCCCUAUCAUCUGCCGUGCGGGCGGCGCAGGCCCCAACGACCAAGUCUGCGAGACUUUCCAGGAUCGCUACAUUACGCUUCUCAGGCUCCCUAGCAACUAAGUUGGAUCAUCGUAGGAUGUCAUUGGAAGGGAUAACUGAUGCAAGACGAUGUGCAUAGGAUGAUUAAUGGUGAAGAUGUAGUUGCCAACUAUAAUAUAUAAUUAGCGUACCUAAUUUUCAGUAUUCACCCUGUCGAGUCAACGAAAGCAUAUUCCUGAGUGAAACAUGUACUAUUCCCUGGAUACUGUUAUGGUUGCACCGUCGUUGAAAGAAACAUGAAGAAAAAGGUGGAUAGUUAGUCUAUGUGCAAGUCAAUCCACUCUAAUCUGGAUAC
This is a messenger RNA of Bipolaris sorokiniana ND90Pr, 1074 nucleotides long. RefSeq lists its product as uncharacterized. Lineage: Eukaryota; Fungi; Ascomycota; Dothideomycetes; Pleosporales; Pleosporaceae. Bases 342 to 800 code for a protein of 152 amino acids. The transcript is spliced from 2 exons. The record is from RefSeq and is a predicted model, not a curated record.